AUGGGUUCAGAUGACAAAAAGCGCAAGAGAAGCGGCGACGCUACCUCAAAACCGAAGAAGAAGGUUGUCAUAGAUGCGGCUCCCCCAACAGCGACUGUCUCCUCGGUUCUCAGGCCCAAGUUCUGUCCUCCAGUGAUAGCGACGGCUGUUGGUUUUGAAGUACCAAAGAAUAUUCCAUUCCACGCAUAUGCGCCCAACAAUGCCGCCAAAUCAAAAUCCAAGCAGCCCCAGUCGGCAGGAGAGAAAGACUUCCUCCUACACUCGAACGCACACCGGACUAUGGACUAUACAGUCAAGGCAGAGGGACCUAGAGGAGAGAAGCCUGCCAUGAAUCACUUUCUUGGAAUCUACGACCCCAAGACCGGCAAACUCGAGGUGGUUGAGGCAAAGAAGAUGACCAUGAGGGCAUCAGUACGGGCAAGACAGGGCGCUGCUGCUUCAAACGAGCGCAACAUGAAACAGACCAUGUCGGAACUCAAGACCGACCUCGGCCAGACGUUUGGUACCAAGAAGGCGAAGAAGGCUAUUCAGGAGAACGUCUUGAACGCGAUUGCACCUCAGAAGAAGGCCGGGGACUCUCCCACCAAGAUUGACGCUGCGGGUCGUGCCAUACUCAGCUCCGUUGGAGAAAUCACAUCAACCAUGGCCUCGAGAGAAGAAUUACAAGCGGUCGUGGACGAGGCCAAGCCUGUGCCCUUAGCCAAUCUGGAAGCGACCGAGAUCCAAGACGUCUACGACCCCAAGAAGAUCAUUGGAGCCGAUAUCCUCAAACUGGUGCCAGUUCGAGAAUGGCAGGAGAAGGUGCAGCAUAAAGAGAGCAUCCAAGUACCUUCGCGUUUUGUUGCUGCGCGCGUGAACCGGGUGGCAGGUAACGAGGAUGCUGUUGACCGACUACGUGUGCUACGCUAUUUCUUCUUUGUAUUGCUCUUCUAUCUCCACACCAAGCCUGGAAAGGCCCGUGGCACUCGAGCUAUUCCACCGCGAGAGAAGCUUAGGGAGCUCUUGGCUCCUGCCCCUGAGGCAGUCAUUGAGAGCAUUCGUCGCAAGUUUUCCGACCGAGGCGAAAUGCGAAAGUUCCACAUGGAUCUGUUGAUGACACACUGCUGUGUAUUCGCAAGCAUCAUCGACAACUUCGAAGUUGACACACAGAACCUGCGCGAUGACCUGAAGAUCGAUCAGAAGACCAUGAACUCCUACUUCCACGAGAUCGGCGGUCGUGUCAAGCCUGUGACGAACAAGGAUGCCAAGACCACGGUUCACCUGGCACGUUUGACGUUGCCUUUGAACUUCCCUAAGCAGAGGCACGUUGUUCCCAAGCGCCGAUAA
Messenger RNA from Fusarium sp. VM40, 1326 nucleotides. Lineage: Eukaryota; Fungi; Ascomycota; Sordariomycetes; Hypocreales; Nectriaceae. The record is from the annotation of a GenBank genome assembly.